CUGCCUUUAACCCUUCUCCUUGGUUGCUCUGUUCCUGCUGUUUGCUGUUUGAGGUCUCAACACUCGCUUAAUCUCAGCUAAAUAUAAUUCAAAGCUUGAAAGGGAACGAGAAAACAUCUAAUUCAGUUUAGCGAAAAUGGAGGAAGAAUUUAAUGCUGGAAGGAGCAGAGGCUCUUCUAAGAGGACUUUGCAAAUUACACCUCUUGAUGAGGAAGAUCAAGAAGAGGUUCAAAUUGAUGACAGUGGAGAUGUUGAUUCAUAUGAUGAUGAUGAUGAUGACGAGGAGGAGGAGGAUGAAGACAAGGAACCUGUGGGGUUAGGGGUUCUUGAAAAGCCUGAGAAUUCAUGGUCACUGCUACGUGAGUUAUUUCCAAGCAAAGCUGGGGGUACUCCUGCUUGGUUGGAUCCAAUUAACUUGCCAACAGGGAGAUCCUGUCUUUGUGAUAUCUGUGGCGAGCCUUUGCAGUUCAUGCUUCAGGUUUACGCACCACUCACGGAGAAGGAUUCGACUUUUCACCGCACCUUAUUUCUCUUCAUGUGUACAUCAAUGACCUGUCUCCUUAAAGAUCAACAUGAGCAGUGGAAAAGGAACCUAGACAAGCAAUCCAGGAGUGUCAAGGUCUUUUGUUGCCAAUUGCCCCGUGAUAACUCUUUUUACUCCAGUGAACCCCCAAGAAACAAUGGGAAAGAUAAACCUUCUAGUCCUGGAGCUGUUCUCUGUGGCUGGUGUGGUACGUGGAAAGGAGAUAAAGUCUGUGGUGGUUGCCGAAGAGUACACUACUGCUCGGAGAAACACCAGACUGUUCAUUGGAAAUCAGGUCAUAAACAAUGCUGCUUACCCUCAAGCAUUUCUCAGGAUGCAUCUGAACCUAGUAAUAAUAAGACUCUUAGGGAGGUGCAAGAAGUUGCAAGCAAGAGUCUCUGGCCAGAAUAUGAGAUUGCAAUUACUGAUGAAUGUGAGGAUAAAGUUUCUGAUGAUAAUGAUCAAGUGAACUCAUUGAUUUCUUCAAGCCGAGUGGAUGAAUCAAUUGAGGCACUUAUAGACAGCUUCGAGGGGGGAGAUGACAAGAAGAGUUGGGCAUCUUUCCAGGAGAGGAUAUCUCGUACCCCUGAGCAAGUAUUAAGGUAUUACAGAGAUGCUGGAGCAAAACCAUUAUGGCCAACUUCAAGUGGCCAGCCAUCAAAGGCUGACAUCCCUAAGUGCACCUAUUGUGGCGGCCGUAGGGCUUUCGAAUUUCAGGUUUUACCACAAAUACUCUAUUAUUUUGGUGUGGAAAAUGAUGUGCAUUCUCUUGAUUGGGCUACUAUUGCUGUGUACACCUGUGAAUCCUCGUGCGAUGGACAUGUAGCUUACAAGGAGGAGUUUGCUUGGGUUCAAAUUGCAUCUCAAUCAAGCACAACCCAGAGAUGAAACAUGUAAAGCAUGGUUUGAAACAAGAUUGAUAAUGGACCCGUAUUCUACCCUUCACUUAAAUACCAGACUUCUGGUUUGCCGUGAGAUUCAACUCAUGAUGUGCACUUAACCUGCACAUCAUGCCUCGCGCUAAAAUUUUGUUUUCCUUUAUGUUAAUUUUUCUCAGAUCAUUUUUAAAUUUCCUGGUUAAUUUGCAAACAUUUCGCAUUACAACGUCAGUAGCGAAUAUUUUGUUGUAAUAGUAUUGCUUUUCUCAUCAAUCAAGUUGUUCAGCUUGAUAUUGGGAUCUUAUGAUUUCAAAAGUUCGUCUCUCUUCGACAA
Solanum tuberosum (potato) is the source of this 1735-nucleotide messenger RNA. Its product is annotated as programmed cell death protein 2. The transcript is spliced from 11 exons. Gene Ontology annotation, cellular component: cytoplasm. Lineage: Eukaryota; Viridiplantae; Streptophyta; Magnoliopsida; Solanales; Solanaceae. Bases 137 to 1411 code for a protein of 424 amino acids. The record is from RefSeq and is a predicted model, not a curated record.